Pocillopora meandrina is the source of this 440-nucleotide messenger RNA. The record is from the annotation of a GenBank genome assembly. Lineage: Eukaryota; Metazoa; Cnidaria; Anthozoa; Scleractinia; Pocilloporidae.
AUGUGGUUUAUUGCAACUCCAUGUGAUUGUGGAUAUUUGUAUAAAGAUGAACCUUCAUAGUCUGUUACAUCAUUGCCAAUUAGUUCCCUUUUUUUAUGGUUUGUGACAAGUUGAUAUUUCCUUUUAGUGUUAGUGGAGCACAAAGAAGCUCUCUGUUGCUUUCAUUUGGGGAGAGUGAAGGGAGGCCAGAUGCAGCUGUGUCCCACCCCUGCCAGGAUGCUGCACAACCUUAUUGUGUACCAUUUCCAACUGAAGCAGAAACAUCACAUCAAAAUACAGAGUUAAAUGAUGUAGAGACAGGCAGUAACUCUGAUAUUGUUCAUGCAUCAUCUGAGCAUGUACCUGUGUCUGUAUCAGUACCUGUACCUCAACUGUUACCAAAACGUAUCAUCCAAGUGCACAGGCUAAAUAUUAAGAAGGAUUUGAUUGACUUAUUCUGA